Desarmillaria tabescens is the source of this 520-nucleotide messenger RNA. Its product is annotated as cornichon. Gene Ontology annotation, biological process: endoplasmic reticulum to Golgi vesicle-mediated transport. Gene Ontology annotation, cellular component: endoplasmic reticulum membrane; COPII-coated ER to Golgi transport vesicle. NCBI's taxonomy places the organism in Eukaryota, Fungi, Basidiomycota, Agaricomycetes, Agaricales, Physalacriaceae. The record is from RefSeq and is a predicted model, not a curated record. The coding region runs from base 1 to 414 and encodes 137 amino acids. The transcript has 6 exons.
AUGGGUGGAGCAGGCUGGUUGUUCCUUUUCGCAGUCCUCAUGGCUGCCGGACUGUUGUUUUGCAUGGUGUUUUUCAUCAUCAUGUUCUCGGACCUGGAAUGCGACUACAUAAAUCCUAUAGAUCUUUGCAACAAGCUUAAUCAAUUCGUCCUUCCUGAAAACAUCGCUCAUGCAUUCUUGACUGUGCUUUUCCUGCUCUCUGGACAAUGGACCGCGUUCCUCUUGAACUUGCCGUUGGUGGUCUUCAAUGGAAACAAGAUACGAAACAAAAAUCACAUGUACGAUGCCACAGAGAUAUUCAGGUCUCUUCCAGGACACAAAAAAGAGAGCUUCAUCAAGCUUGGGUUCUAUCUGUUAUCGUUCUUUUACUACCUCUACCGAAUGAUCGUAGCACUCAUUGCAGAGAGCGAGUGAGACAUGGGCAAGUGGGAACGAAUAGGUGUAAAGCUGCCAUCUACGAAAUGACUUAUAAUCAAUGGAAUUUUCACGUACAUACGCGAUGAAAGCCGGUGGAUGCCCU